Synchiropus splendidus (mandarinfish) is the source of this 4399-nucleotide messenger RNA. RefSeq names its product tubulin, gamma complex associated protein 5 (gene tubgcp5). The transcript is spliced from 23 exons. NCBI's taxonomy places the organism in Eukaryota, Metazoa, Chordata, Actinopteri, Syngnathiformes, Callionymidae. The coding region runs from base 350 to 3397 and encodes 1015 amino acids. The record is from RefSeq and is a predicted model, not a curated record. Gene Ontology annotation, biological process: mitotic cell cycle; spindle assembly; microtubule nucleation. Gene Ontology annotation, molecular function: gamma-tubulin binding; microtubule minus-end binding. Gene Ontology annotation, cellular component: spindle pole; gamma-tubulin complex; centrosome.
UCCAAGUUUUUAUUACUAAUAGUAUUAAACGACACCUGCAUAAUAUGUUGGUUUAAUAGGUCUGCAUUGCUUUAGUAAUUCAAAACCAUCCUAGUUGAACGUGUGUGGACAGGACUUCUGCCAGAAAUUAUUUUGGAGACAAGUUCAGCCAACUGCAGCGAUGGCGCGGUCAUUCGGAUGGAUCGUUUAGGCUCAGUCAACAGAUAUGUUUUUUUAAUAAUGAUUUACCGCAUUUGCCCUUUAUGAUUUAGCGUCAAUAUUAUGGUUUGAUUUAACAGACCUCAGGGCUUGUUGAUCUACGCAUGAGCUAACGCUAGCUCCUGCUAGCACUGAGCUAACCGCUGCUGCCAUGGCUCACUGGAGCACCUUUGAGAAGGAGACCGAGAGAGAAACCAAGGAGUUGAUCAGACACAUCAGUGGCGUCCAGGACGAGCAGGAUGAAAACUUCCAGCUGGCACUCAAGUUUGCCUGGUCCAACUUCAAGUUCCAUAGAUAUCUGGACGUGGACAGUCACAAGAUCCAGCGAAGCAUCACUGGAAUCCACGAAAAGCUCAUGGUGCACUCAGAAGUGAGUAAAGCCGAGAGCUGGCUGAGACUGACUGAUAAGUUCCUCAAUUCCCAGCUGCCCAAUACAGAGGGAACUAAGACCGAUGUACACUUCAGCAUGCUGUCCGUGCUCCUCCUGCUGUCUGGGUCCCCAUCAAACACCAACUACACAGAAACACCCCAUCUGAAGGAGGAAGAUCCUGCAGACAAUUUUGACUGGGGCAAAUAUUUGAUGGAGGGUGAGGAUGUUGAUGAUGGGCCAUACGCAGACACCCCAGAGUGGUCUGAGGAAGAGAGUGAUGAUGAGGAUGAUCAACAGCCAAUCAGCAGAGAAGACUCUGGAAUCCAGCUGGACAGAACCCCCCAGGAGGACAAGAACAACAACACUAACAAGACCGUUCCACUCACCUGGAAAGUGGGGGAGCCCGAUGCCCGGGCCUGGCUAGAGCAACAUGUAGUGACUCCCUACUGGGUUCCCCAUGCGCCACGCUUCCCACACAGCUUGCACUUGCACUCCAACCUGCUUAAUGUUUGGGAUCAGCACUUGUACAACACAGAACCUUUGUUUCUGUCUGAAGAGAAGGUCUUUGUCACAGAAACACAGGUCAUAAGAGAGACUCUUUGGCUUCUUUCAGGAGUGAAAAAACACUUCAUAUUCCAACACAUUGAUGGGAAAGUCUCUGUAAGGAACAAUGUUGUUGUAACUCAUCUGACAGGUAGCUGCUUGCGGUCUGUGCUGGAGCGCAUUGCUGGAUACGGGCAGGCCGUGUCCAUGCUGCAGCGGUUCAUAGAUGAAGUUACAGGCUACAGCCCUGAACCUUGCCCACCAGGCUCUGGGUCCUCCAGCGGCUCCAGAAAAGGCUCCGAACCACCCUUCAGGACCUACCAGGCUUUUGUCUGGGCUCUCAACAAGUAUUUCACGGGCUUCAAACAAGAACUAACUUCGAUUGAAAGACUUCUCAUAUGCAAAGAUGAGACUGUGACUCUGUCUGGAGUUUUGGAGCAGCUUGGUCCUCAGCUUGCACAAAUCAAAGUGUUGCACAAAAUCUUUUGCACCGGCGUAGCUGAAGUUCCACUUGAAACACCGAACGUUGUGCGAGCUUCCCAUCUGCUCAACACCUUGUACAAGGCCAUCAUCGAGUAUGAUGGUGUUGGGGAGGCUUCUGAGCAAACAGUGGCUUUGUUGUUCUCCCUGUGGACUGAGACGGUCCGGCCAUAUUUGGAGAUUGUUGAUGAAUGGAUAGUUCACGGCCACCUGUUUGACCCCGCCAAAGAGUUCAUCAUCCAGCGGAACAAGGACGUCCCAGUGAACCACAGGGACUUCUGGCACGCUACCUACACCCUGUACAGUGUGUCUGAGGCGGUAGAGAACGAAGAGAAGCUGAAUGAUGCGGCCAGUGGCAGCUCCACAGGGGACCAGGGGUCCAGCAGCAGACAGCUCACCAUGGUGUCCUUCCUCAAACCUGUGCUCAAAGAGAUCAUCAUGGCGGGAAAGUCCAUGCAGCUGCUCAAGAAUCUUCACUGUAAAGACAUUGAAAAGUCAGCACAAUCCUCCAGAGAUGCAGAGAGGAAGAGUCUGUACACAUUGUUUCUGGAAUCGGUGCAAUCCCGCCUCAGCAGCCAUGAAGGAUCUCCCUCAGACAAGGUGACUGAACUGCAAACCACAGAGAGGAGCCUGAUCAAAAUGCAGUCCAUAAUUGCACAGCAUCUGGAGAUGGAAGACAUCCAUGACCCUCUACUGGCCAUCAACUUUGCAAGGCUUUACCUCGAGCAGACUGACUUCCACGAACGUUUCUCCGGUGGCGAUGUCAUUGUGGACCGCUCCUCACAAUCCGUGACCUGCCAGACGUUUGAACUCACGCUGCGUUCCUGCCUCUACCCGCAUAUUGAGCGGCGUUACAUUGAGUGCUGCGGGGACCUGAUGAGGACGUUAAAAAAAGACUAUAAGCUACUGGAAUAUCUCCAAGCCAUGAGAAACUACUUCCUGCUUGAGGCCGGCGACACCAUGUAUGACUUCUACACCGCCAUCUUUGACAAGGUACAAGAAAAGGACAGCUGGCAGCAGCUGUCGUCUCUCAACAUUCAGCUGCAGGAGGCUGUGGGACAGCGAUACCCAGAAGACAGUAGCAGAUUAUCAAUCUUCUUGGACACCAGUGAACCGACCAGAAAAAAACACCCGGUCAAUAACUUAGAAAUGAUUACGCUCAGCUACAAGGUCCCCUGGCCUGUUGACAUCGUGAUCAGCUCAGAGUGCCAGAAGAUCUACAAUCAGGUCUUCCUCCUCCUGCUGCAGAUCAAACGGGCCAAGUACAGCUUGGACACGCUUCGAUUCAGUGAUUUAACUGAUUUCACUAAGAAGGCGGAAGGUCCAGCCUCUGGUGAGGUGAAGGUCCAGGGGCCAAUCAAUCAGCAGAUCCAUCGCAUGUGUUUACUGAGGGUCAAACUCAUGCAUUUUGUCAACAGCCUCCACAACUACAUCAUGACAAGGAUCCUCCACAGCACAGGACUGGAGUUCCAGCACCAGGUGCAGGAGGCAAAGGACUUGGACCAGCUCAUCAAGAUCCACUAUAGAUACCUGGCAACCAUUCAUGAUCGCUGCCUUUUGAGAGAGAAGGUCAGUUUUGUCAAGGAGGCAAUAAUGAAGGUCCUCAAUCUUGUCCUCAUCUUCUCUGAACGGUGGCAAGCAGGAUAUGGAGCCUGGAAGAUUGAAUCAAUUGAUAAAAUGGAGUCUGAUUUCAAGAACUGCCACAUGUUCCUUGUGACGAUUCUCAAUAAGGCGGUGUGUCGUGGCGUCUUCCCUCACUUGGAGUCUCUGGCUCUGUCGCUGAUGGCCGGCUUCGAGCAGUGCUGAGGAAAUGACCCAUCCACUACUGUUAUUGUACCGUUAUGAUGUAAGAUGUGAUGUUGCGACCAACAUCAAUGAAGACUGGACUUGUGAACUUGAUGACAUGUUUAAAUUGUAAAAAUGUUAUUUAUAUGAAUGUCUUUUUUCCAUGCAUGUGAUUGAAAAUUAGUACUUCAUUUGUGUACAGUAGAUCUGAUUGGUACAUACAACUGAACAGAGUUUAACAAAAAAAACAUUCACAAAGUACAUUUAUGAAGAAAAAAUCUGAACUCAUAAAUAAAGAUAUGUGAAGUGGAUCCUGUUAGUUUACUAAUUUAUGAAAUAUUUUAUUAGCCUGAGCAUGUUAAAGUGACAAGAAAGACAAUGAUGAGGUGGACAUAAAUGAGUAAUGCAAACGCAGCCAAGAAAGUUUAUUUUCCUCUCUAGUAUUUGGUGCACAACCUUCGGUGGUCACACUACAUUGCUGCGUUAAAUCACAAUUGACAGUCGUAAACAGAAACUUAGUGUCCAACAAGGCAGUGGUGACUGCAGCAGUGCAUGACUGCACGGUUACAGAGUAAUCUGGAUGUCAAUGCAGACACAAACGAUCAAUAUUUGGUCACCAUAAACAGCCUGAUGUAUUUAUUAGAACACUGGUGAGGGGUAAUGAAUUAAUGUAUUUUUUUUUUUAUUUUCAAAUUGACUCUCAAGGCCUUACCAUGGUCUUCUGAACAUCUGGAAAUGUUUUAAAGCACAAUCCCAUUUAUUUAUUUUAAAUUCUUCCAUUUAAGGUUUAUCUUAAUUCUCAGGUCCAGAUCUGCAACUUCAAUGGGGGGCAAAGUCGUUUUGGAUUAAGGCUGAAAAUGUGGUCUCGAUAUACGCUUAUUAUUUUUCCUACGUCAUGCUUUUAAAUGCAUUUUUAAGCCUAUUAGUCCUGUGUAUGUUUGAAUGAGACAUAUCAUACUCAAUUAAUGUAUUUAGGUUGCGACUUAUUCAAAUCGUUCUCCAUUUUUCAAUGUAUAAAAAGUG